Myxocyprinus asiaticus (Chinese sucker) is the source of this 3205-nucleotide messenger RNA. Its product is annotated as acidic mammalian chitinase-like. The record is from RefSeq and is a predicted model, not a curated record. Bases 548 to 1819 code for a protein of 423 amino acids. Gene Ontology annotation, biological process: chitin catabolic process; carbohydrate metabolic process. Gene Ontology annotation, molecular function: chitin binding; chitinase activity. Gene Ontology annotation, cellular component: extracellular region. NCBI's taxonomy places the organism in Eukaryota, Metazoa, Chordata, Actinopteri, Cypriniformes, Catostomidae. The transcript has 9 exons.
CAUAAAGAAAGGCAGCGGUGGCUUCUUUUUUUUCUCCCCUUUUCUCCCCAAUUUGGAAUUCCCAAUUCCCACUACUUACUAGGUUCUUGUGGUGGUGCGGUUACUCACCUCAAUCUGGGUGGCGGAGGACAAGUCUCAGUUGCCUCCGCUUCUGAGACAGUCAGUCAGUAGCAGUGGCUUCUUAAGGGGUUAUGUUUUUCUUGUGGCCGAUCGGGCCACCUCUCUGCAACAUGCCCGUUAAAAGACAACGCUCAUCAGUAGUAAGGGGGUUACUGGUGAGCGCGAUACCCUUGGACAAAGCCCCCUGACAUCACACAUUUCUUCCAGCCCGGCUGCAGAAUGGAACUAACAGUCAUAUGAUUUCAGCUUUGGUAGAUUCUGGUGCCAAAGAGAAUUUCAUUGACACAGAUUUGGCUUCCAAAUGGCGGCUCCCCAGGGUCCGAUUGGAUGAACCGAUCACCACCCACACAAUUAGUGGCAUGCCCCUGUCAGGCAUCACCCAUUCCACGAAACCAAUCACCUUGUCUCCGUUAAGCAUUCUGAACAGAUGUCCUUCUAUCUCAUCUUCUCCCCAUCGACCCCAGUUGUGCUGGAACAUCCCUGGUUGGUAACACACAACCCACACAUAGAUUGGGCAACCAACACAGUCCUUGCUUUUUGUUUUUCACAUUGUCUUAACUCUGCUGUCUCCCCUGUCCAGUCUUGUGUUUUCUUGCAGGAUGCACCAGCAGAUUUGUCUGGAGUACCGUUGGCAUACCACGACUUGAGGGCGGUGUUCAGCCGGUCCCGCGCCGUGACCCUCCCUCCUCAUCGCCCGUACGACGGUGCUAUAGAAUUGCUUCCUGGCACCUCUCCUCUUCGAGGAUGGCUGUAUUCACUCUCUGCUCCCGAGAGGGAGGCCAUGAACAGAAAUCCCAGCUUAACAACACUCUUGGCUGUUGGAGGAUGGAAUUUUGGAACAGCUCAGUUUAGUACCAUGGUGUCCACACCACAAAACAGACAGACUUUUAUUCAGUCCUCCAUCAGAUUUCUGAGGACCCAUGGAUUUGAUGGACUGGACCUUGACUGGGAAUAUCCUGGAUCCCGUGGAAGUCCUCCAGAGGACAAGCAAAGAUUCACUCUGCUCUGCAAGGAACUCCUGGAAGCUUACAAGGCAGAGAGUGAUGCAACUGGAUGCCCCAGACUCAUGCUCACUGCUGCAGUGGCUGCUGGGAAAGAAACCAUUGAUACUGCCUAUGAAAUAGCAGAAAUUGCCAAGUGUUUGGACUUCAUCAGUGUCAUGACCUAUGACUUCUAUGGUUCAUGGGAGAGUUUCACUGGGCACAACAGUCCUCUUUAUCGUGGCUCUGGAGACAAAGGAAACAAGAUCUACUUUAAUACAGAUUUUGCAAUUAAAUACUGGAGAAAUCAGGGCGCCCCUGUUGAUAAGUUGAGGAUGGGGUUUGCAGCAUAUGGACGAACAUUCCGUCUGUCGUACACAACCAGUGGAGUGGGAGCUCCAGCUAGUGGUCCUGCUUCAGCUGGAACAUACACCAGAGAGGCUGGAUUCUUGUCCUACUAUGAGAUCUGCACUUUCCUUCAAGGAGCCACCAUACAGUGGAUUAAUGAUCAGAAAGUUCCAUAUGCAACCAAGGGACAGGACUGGGUGGGAUUUGAUACUAAGGAGAGCUUUGAGACAAAGGUGCGUUACCUGAAGGAGAAUAACUUUGGAGGAGCCUUUGUCUGGACUUUGGAUCUCGAUGACUUUACGGGACAGUUUUGUGGGCAGGGCAACUACCCUCUCAUCAGCCAACUCCAUGCUCUUCUUAAUACUGAAUGACCUCCUCUACCUCCAAAUACAACACAUCAGCUUGGUGAGACCACGACAAGAGCACCCCCCAUUGCGUCCCAUUCCACAAGACCUUAUAUUCAAUCAGCAGCAGCACCCGAAGAGGAGUUCUGUGCAUGCAAGCAAGGUGGGAUGUAUGCAAACCCUGCUGACCUGAUGUCCUUUGUACAGUGUGUUAAUGGCAGGACUUUUGUACAGAGAUGCCCUACAGGAACCAUCUUCAAUAUCAAUUGCAUUUGCUGUGACUGGCCCAAGAAUUAAUCCUAUGUAAUCCAAUGUGUACUACUGUGACACUCCUGCAAUGGAAAUGUAUGGAAUGUUAAAUCUGCAUUGUAGCUUUUAAUGUAAAUGAGUGCAAUGUUAUAAAGUGUCUCUUAAAGUUGAAAUGGUAUUUUUAUGUUUAAAUAGACUUUCUCUUAUUCAAGAUUAAUGUGCAGGGACAAUUAUAAGUAAGCCAUUCCUAGCUUUAUUUCCCCCGAAUAGUGCAAACACUGGUUCUGUGGCACAUUCCAAUCAUUGUUUUGUUUGUUUGAGUGCCCCGACCAGCCCGACACAGCAACAUUGACUCAACCAAUGCCGCAAUUAGGGGCAGGACUAUCAGUUUGUCCAACUAAUGGCAGAUAAGGGACUGUUUGGGAAACCUGCUUGAAAAUUAUUUUGCUAUUCUGUUUGGUGAUGCUAGUGGCGCUGAAGUGAAACACUUCACCUAUAAGUCUUUAAGUAUUGUGUUAAUAAUUAAAUGAUUGUUUUGAAUUAAAUGUCUUCCAAUGCUAUCUAUACAGCUGAUAUAGAGAGAUAUUUCUUUGAAAACUUUGUUUUCAGUUUCCUAACAUUAUCGUUUUCCAAAGUAUGUGAUGAUUAUGAAGACCAUUUUCAAAAGUCUCCAUUUCAGUGGAGGCAAAUGCCAUUCCAGUGGUGUAAACAUAGCAAAAUUAAUGCAUUUUCAAACUAAAACAUACUAGUUUGGAUGUGGCCCUAAAGCAGCAUGCAUGACAAUGUAAUGUCAGACAUAUUAACAGUGUGUUUUGAAGAGCACCAAAACAAAGUAAACUGGCAAUAUGUUUGUUCAAGCUGUAUCAUCUAACUCAGAAAAUAGCUUACACAAGCUGGCGUUUGUUAUACUGAAAAAUUAACAAAGUCCAUUUGAACCCCAUUUCCCCUGCCCCCACUAAAACACAUUCAACCAUACACAAAAGCACCACUAAACAUCACUCAGUAUUUAUUUCAUCAUCAUCUUAGACCCCGUUUACACCUGGUUGCUUAAAUGCAUCUCCUGUGACACUUGUGUUUGCAUUUGGAGGGGAGGGUCUCUGUUUCUUGACAACAUACAUCAAUCACUAUGUCAGUGUGUUACUGCAUGAUAAUAAACCACAACAA